Pygocentrus nattereri (red-bellied piranha) is the source of this 3070-nucleotide messenger RNA. RefSeq names its product endoribonuclease ZC3H12A (gene zc3h12aa). Gene Ontology annotation, cellular component: nucleus; cytoplasmic ribonucleoprotein granule. Gene Ontology annotation, molecular function: mRNA binding; RNA endonuclease activity; metal ion binding. The record is from RefSeq and is a predicted model, not a curated record. The coding region runs from base 233 to 2050 and encodes 605 amino acids. Gene Ontology annotation, biological process: 3'-UTR-mediated mRNA destabilization; nuclear-transcribed mRNA catabolic process, RNase MRP-dependent. NCBI's taxonomy places the organism in Eukaryota, Metazoa, Chordata, Actinopteri, Characiformes, Serrasalmidae. The transcript has 6 exons.
GAGUGAAUAAGCAAAGCUGCCAGAGGUGAGAGAGUCGUGAGUCCUGCCUUUGGAUUUCUCUUGAAGACACUGUUGAACUUUAGCAGUACACAGUUUAUAACACUAACCUUCAAGAAGCUCACGGAAAAUGGUGGAUUCCUCAACUCGACCACACGAAACACAAGCUAAUGAAAACUGUUAGAAUAUGGAGUUGAAGUUGGAACUGUUUUGAUGUGCCACUUCAGCUCACUCCAUGUGGCACUACACAAUGCAUCAUCCCACCAUAGAGUACCAGAUGAAACUGGAGUUCUUCCGUAAGCUGGGCUACUCUCUGCAGGAGGUGCAAGCAGCUCUGCAGAAGCUGGGCUUGGGAACAGACACAAACGCUGUGUUGGGAGAGCUGGUCCGUGUUGGAGCCAGGACCUCACCUACAGUCAGUCAGGACAGUGAUGAGGGGUGCUCUAGCAUGACCCAGUUGGGAGGAGGUUCUUCCAGGAAGAAGGAGAGUCAUCAGGAACCUUGGCACUCAGCACAGGAGGACAUGGCUGAACCGGACAAUGACCUGAAACCCAUUGUCAUCGAUGGAAGCAAUGUGGCCAUGAGUCAUGGGAACAAGGAAACUUUUUCAUGCCGUGGAAUCCAGCUGGCAGUCAACUUCUUCCUUGAGAGAGGACAUAGGAACAUCACUGUGUUUGUGCCCUUGUGGCGAAAAGAGCAGCCCAGACCUGAUGUCCCUAUUUCAGAUCAGCAUAUUCUAGGAGAGCUGGAGAGGAAGAAGAUAGUUGUGUUCACUCCUUCACGGCGAGUAGGAGGCAAGCGUGUGGUCUGCUAUGAUGAUCGCUUCAUUGUUAAACUUGCUCAUGAAGUGGAUGGAAUCAUUGUGUCCAAUGACACGUACCGCGAUCUUCAGAGUGAACGGCCUGAAUGGAAGCGCUGCAUUGAGGAGCGGCUGCUCAUGUACUCUUUUGUCAAUGACAAGUUCAUGCCACCAGAUGACCCGCUUGGUCGUCAUGGCCCAAACUUAGAUGAUUUCCUCAGAAAGAAACCUCCAUUACCAGAUCCCAAACGCCAGCUCUGCCCUUAUGGAAAAAAAUGCACAUAUGGAAUCAAAUGUAAGUUCUACCACCCUGAACGCACCAACCAGUCCCAGCGUUCUCUAGCAGAUGAGCUGAGGGACAAUGCUCGACUAUCCAGUUCUGUCCAUUCUUGUCCAGAGAAUGGGCAAGGAGUAGAGGCUUCUCUCAGAGGGUCUUACCAUUGUGAACCUGGCUCUUGCUUUCCUUCUCUGGAGCAGGAGCUGGAAAAUAAGCUGACCCUGGACCCCAAGGGCUCUCUUCUCCAGAGCCAGUUCAGUGAUGGCAUGCUGCCUUACUAUGAUGACCUAAACUCUUGCAAGAACCAUGCCUCUAACCCAGUUAGCCACACCCCCCUGAACUGGCAUAAUUUGCAGUGUCCAUUCCUUCCUAACCCUUCUCUUUCUGGGUUUAGCUCAGACUCUGGUCUUGGCUCCUAUGAAAGUCAGUUAUCAGAGGUAUCACGAGGCCUGGAAGACUCGCUCAGAGUCAGUUCCAGACACCCUGGACCUUCUUAUGACCAGCAGGACUCUUCUCGUCCAUGUAGUUCAGCUGGACAAGGAGGGCACCACCAAUUUUGCCCUCUUGCCCAGGAUCCAGCUAACUUCUUUGGCUAUGUCACAUCACCUUACCCAAGGCCCAGCCCUGUCCACCACUACAGCCUGCCCACCUAUAUCCAGCCAGACAGGCUCCAGCCCAGCCACCCAUUGCAGAAGAGAUGGUCUGAUCAGGUUACCAGACCCACUAUGAGCUUACCAAACCCUCUCCACACUGCUGGCCUCCAUGGACCUGCUGAGAUGUACGGAAGUAACCAGACUGCAGUCAGCCCUCAGACUGUCUCCUUCAAGGCUGAGCGAGAGGAAGUCAGGAAGAGACUGUAUGCCAUUUUCAACCCAUAUCAUGUGGACAAAGUCAUGGGAAUGUUUCCAAAGCUGAAAGAUGCCCAGCAACUCGCAGCGAAAAUUGUCAAGCUCAAGUCCAAAGGAGACUUGUUGUAAUUGUUCAUGCCAGAAAUUAAACAAUUCCAUGGACCAUAGUGAAUAUAAAUUUUUCUGAGAUGAACAUGAGUUCUGGCCUAAAUAUAUGGAUCGUCAUUCUAGCAAAUAUUCUUUUAAUGCUGUAGUAGUUCUCGUUGCAUUUUUUUUUUUUUUUUUCUCCUGGACCAGACUUUGUUGUUAAUUGUGCUCAUCACAUCACAUGGUAAAUGUGACUACUAUGUAUGACAAGUAAGUCAAGUUGUAUAUUUCCGUACUUUCUAUAUCAUCCAUGCUUGUUGAUGCACAUUGCAUCUUUUGAAUAUUUCUAAUAUUCUGUAUGCUAUGGUACCAUUGUCCUCAGAGGUCUGUUAUUGCUGAGUGUAUCUGUCUGUUGUUUAAAUGACUUUGAAAAUAAUAACUACAGUAAUAACUUUAUGCAACCAUUGUGUUUGUAGAGCAGUUGCAGUUUUAACACAUGACACUGCUUCUUGUUAUAUGAAAAUGUCAUUAGGAACAAGCAUCAAACACCAAUGUUUUAAUUCAGUAAAUAAACACUAAUGUUGUUCAUUAUUUUAAUAUUGACAUGAUGCUGUUAACAUGUUUACAAGGUUGCAGGACAUUGUAUGGAGAUUUAUAGAGAUUAAUUCUUGACUGGACACUAAAUAUGAAUUGACUUAGUGCCACAUAAAUAAGUGUCGACUUAGUGCCGAAACAUAUUGCUUAUGCAAAGCUUAAAGUGAAUAUUUUGAAUACACUGGUGGAUCAGUAAUGAAGCACUUUACUGCAUCUUCACUCAUUAUGUGAAUAUGUCCUUGUGUACCCUUGUUUGUUUGUUUUUUUUCCUCAUUUGAAAAAAAAAACAUUUACUUGAAAAUCAUCUGUGCUGUGUGUUUUUUCAGCCAAUGGUGAGCUAUUAUGAUUUGGAUGAAUGUGAACAAUGGAGAAGAGUUCUCAGUUUUGCAGCUGACUGUCAUAGAAUUGCAAUGGAGAUAAUUUCUUUUACAGUUUGCUCUCUACAUUAAUAAAAGAUUGAGAAAUGCA